Lineus longissimus is the source of this 1537-nucleotide messenger RNA. RefSeq lists its product as uncharacterized. The transcript has 5 exons. NCBI's taxonomy places the organism in Eukaryota, Metazoa, Nemertea, Pilidiophora, Heteronemertea, Lineidae. The record is from RefSeq and is a predicted model, not a curated record. Bases 58 to 1320 code for a protein of 420 amino acids.
UGCUAAUAAAAAUUUGCUCCCGCCGGACCAUUCAGUCAUUUACACUCUGCAAGGACCAUGGGAACAACCACGAUACUUUUGGUAGCGAUUGCUAUCCAUUUUGCUGCAUCGAAAGAGUUGUUUUUCUCCGAUUUCACUGGACCCUCGACCGUGACAUCGGACUCAAAUGGUGCAUCAUUCGUCUACGAUGACUAUUUCGACCGGAAUGUCCUGCAACUCGAUGGUACCAAUGGCUAUGCUCUUGUCCCAGCUGUGAAGUUCCAGAAAAGUGACUUCACCAUUGUAAUGUGGUUCAAGUCAACUGCGAAUGGGAAGAGGCAAAUACUCUAUGCUGAUUGGUCAAAGGAGUGGCAGUUCCUUAUUGCAGUGCAAUCCGACGGGAAGAUUCAAGUCACUCUGAGGCGAAACAUUAAUAGCGGAGGCAGCAAUCCAAACCAAGAUUUGCUCACUGCUCUCGGUGGUGAUGUGAAGCGUGAUGCAUGGCAGCACCUUGUCGUGACGUACGAAAACGAGCCUGGUACUUGUGUCGUGUAUCUGGAUGGCGAUGAGGUUGCCAGCGCCACGACCACGUACUCCGAUCAUGACCUCCAAGAGAACAGUCAUCCAACUUACGAAGUAGGCUACAAGAAGGACUCCAACAGCGACUUCUUCGACGGCCGCAUCGGUUUCCUGAAGGUAGCCGACGUCGCUAUUUGUAGCACAGAUUCCGACUUGUACAGAAGUUACUUCAAAGACUCUGCAGAUCAUAUAACCUCGCUGAGCAAUGGUGCUUCUUUCGUCCACGACUACGAUUUUGGGCGGAGUGUCCUGCAACUCGAUGGUACCAGUGGCUAUGCUCUUGUUCCAGCUGUGAAGUUUCAGAAAAGUGACUUCACCAUUGAAAUGUGGUUCAAGUCAACUGCGAAUGGGAAGAGGCAAAUACUCUAUGCUGAUUGGACAAAGGAGUGGCAGUUCCUUAUUGCAGUGCAGUCCGACGGGAAGAUUCAAGUCACUCUGAGGCGAAACAUUAAUAGCGGAGGCAGCCAAGGCGACCAAGAUUUGCUCACUGCUCUCGGUGGUGAUGUGGAACGUGAUACAUGGGAACACCUCAUCGUGACUUACAGCAAUGCCCCCGGUACUUGUGUCGUGUAUCUGGAUGGCGAUGAGGUUGCCAGCGCCACGACCAAGUACUCCGAUCAUGACCUCCAAGAGAACAGUCAUCCAACUUACGAAGUAGGCUACAAGAAGGACUCCAAUAGCGACUUCUUCAACGGCCGCAUCGGUUUCCUGAGGGUCAGUGGCGAGGAGUACACGCCAGGAAGCUGCCAGGGUCGAGUGUAAGAGGGGCAAGGUCAACGCUACUCACAUUGAAUAAUUUGAGAUCACGAGAUCCAACGAGAGAAUUAUCGGGACGAAGUCAAAACAACCCGGUAUAGCAGUUAAAACUGUCCCCCAGUAAUAUGAAAUAACCUUUUGUUUCCUCGGACAUUUCAAACUUUUACGCGAGUAAUUCUGUUUGACAUGUACAUCUUUAAAGAAUAAAUUACCUUUUCUCGAA